Hippocampus zosterae (dwarf seahorse) is the source of this 2179-nucleotide messenger RNA. RefSeq names its product DEAD (Asp-Glu-Ala-Asp) box polypeptide 31 (gene ddx31). Bases 48 to 2060 code for a protein of 670 amino acids. The record is from RefSeq and is a predicted model, not a curated record. Gene Ontology annotation, molecular function: nucleic acid binding; ATP binding; RNA helicase activity. NCBI's taxonomy places the organism in Eukaryota, Metazoa, Chordata, Actinopteri, Syngnathiformes, Syngnathidae. Gene Ontology annotation, biological process: ribosome biogenesis. Gene Ontology annotation, cellular component: nucleus. The transcript is spliced from 20 exons.
CUUUAUUUUCUCAGUACAGUGACUUGUUUUCUUAGGACUGGGCGACGAUGUCGUCAUCGGAUGAGCAGCUGUUUAUCAACACAACCAGUUCAUCUCCCACUUUUUUGGAAGUGAAAGCUUCCAAGAGGAAAUUGCCUCCCGCCAACAAACAGCGGUGCCAUGCCAAGCAGGCCAGGCUGCAAGAGGCUCCGCCUCCGGCAAAGCCGCAGCAGACGCGGUGCAGGGCGGACGCCAAGACGGACGGCAAGCCGGCCAUCAAGACCUCUUCUCUGUUCAAACACAACCCAGACAUCCCGGAAGUACACAGGGCCGAAGUCUGUCCGCUAACAGAGAAGAUUUUUACCUCGGACUCCUUCGCCGACUUCAAACUUCACCCUCACCUGGUGGCAACGCUGAGCAAAGUCCUCAAUGUUUCCACGCUAACCAGCGUUCAGAAGCAGAGCAUCCCGGCGCUUCUGUCGGGAAGGGACGCCAUCGUCCGAUCCCAGACGGGCUCAGGUAAGACUUUGUGUUACGCUGUCCCGCUGGUGCAGAGCCUGCUGGGUCUCCAAAGCAAAGUCCAGCGCUCCGACGGUCCUCUGGCACUCGUCAUCGUCCCCACCAGAGAGCUGGCCCAGCAGACCUUCGUCACCUUCCAGAAGCUUCUCAAGCCAUUCAUGUGGAUCGUUCCUGGGGUUCUAAUGGGGGGAGAAAAGAAGAAGUCCGAGAAGGCCAGAUUGCGCAAAGGCAUUAACAUCCUGGUGGCCACGCCGGGACGUCUGGUGGAUCACAUCAAACACACACUCUGCAUCGCCUUCAGCGGCGUACGCUGGCUCGUUCUGGACGAGGCCGACCGGACUUUGGACUUGGGCUUCGAGAAGGACCUGACAGUCAUCUUAAACUCUUUGAACUCAACCGGACCAGAGCGACAAAAUGUUCUCUUGUCGGCAACACUCACACACGGUGUGACACGUUUGGCAGACAUUUGUUUGAAGGAUCCAGUCAGCAUCCAGGUUUGUGAGCCCGCCUCCCCCAACACCGGCGCCCCCAUCGAUCAAUCGGAAAGCUUCGCGGUGCCGACGGGCCUCCAUCACUUGGUGGUCAUCGUGCCCAGUAAAGUCCGACUGGUUUGCCUCGCCACCUUCCUCCUACACGCCUGCCAGGCCAAGAAGGUGAUGGUGUUUGUGUCGAGUUGCGAAGAGGUGGACUUCUUGCACUCCCUCUUCUGCGGCGUACUGUCCGCUAAUGGGAAGGCUGGCCUCGUCUUCAUGCGUCUCCAUGGCAACAUGUGUCAGGAGGAGCGCUCGGAGGUGUUUCGCACGUUCUCCACUUCUGCCUGUGGAGUUCUGCUGUGUACGGACGUCGCCGCUAGAGGGCUCCACUUACCUGAGGUCACCUGGAUAAUACAGUACACUCCUCCGUGCAGCGUAGCGGAGUACAUCCAUCGCGCGGGACGCACGGCGCGGAUAGGCCAGAUGGGCAGCAGCCUGCUCUUCCUGGCGCCCGCCGAGUCAGCCUUCGUGGACGUACUGGCCAAGGGCAACAUCGGCCUGUCGGAGAUGAAGCUGCCCGACAUCCUCGCUUAUCUCAUGAAGGAUGACGCCUACAAGGGGCGGGGCAAGUACCACAGCCAGGCGAGUCGCGCCGCUCUGGAGCAGGAGUCGCGCGAGCGCGCCACCGUCCUGCAAACGCACUUUGAGAACUUCGUGCACGCCGACGCCGCGUCGCUGCGAAACGCCAAGAAAGCGUUGGCGUCGUACCUGAGGUCGUACGCCAGCUACCCGGCCCGCCUCAAGCACGUGUUCCACAUCCGCGCCCUCCACCUGGGACACGCCGCCAAGAGCUUCGGCCUGAGGGACGCGCCGCGGAACCUUUCCGCCGGACCCCAACGGACUAUCAAACGACGGGGCGGACCACACGGAACCCAGAACGCCGCGAAUCCACAUCAUAAGUUGCGUCAGGAGCAGCAACAGAACGCCAAGGCAAAGAACGCCGCCGCUUACGAAUUCUCCUCCGGUUUCCAAUUCACCACAAAGAAAAACAAGAAGAAGAGAGAGGAGGAGGGGGCGGAGCUUCCGUAAUCACACAGUUCGAGUUUUCGAGUUAGACUUUUCGCACACUUUUGAUGAAAACGCAUUUUUUGUCGACGUUUUAACGUGAAGUUAUUAAACACGCGGCCUUGUUUGUGACGAGCUUCCCA